This is a messenger RNA of Musa acuminata subsp. malaccensis (wild Malaysian banana), 3022 nucleotides long. NCBI's taxonomy places the organism in Eukaryota, Viridiplantae, Streptophyta, Magnoliopsida, Zingiberales, Musaceae. The record is from RefSeq and is a predicted model, not a curated record.
CUCCGGAAGAAUUCUAUAAAUUCUGGGGCUGGCUCGAUUGCUCGCGAGACCGGCGUUUUCGCUUCCCCUCGCCGGCGAUCCAAAGCCGCGCGGUUCCUCGUCACUAAUGGCCGCCGCCGCUGGAUCUCGACCACCGCCGACACCCGAUCCCGCUUCCCAACUCAUCUUCUCCGAUUCCGACGCCAGCGGAAGCGACGGGGACGAGGCCGCUGGCCGCGGAGCGGCCCUUGAGGACUCCAUCUUUGCUGCCUACCUCCAGAUCUCAGGACGGGCCUCGCCGGAUCUCUCGAAGAUCCGAUCUUUCCUCGCCUCCGCCGCCGGGCGCGGCCCCCUGGUCUCGUGCCUCAUCUGCCUCGAGCGCGUCCGCCCCGGCGACCCCACCUGGUCGUGCGCUUCCGGCUGCCACGCCCUUUUCCACCUUAUUUGCAUCCAGAGCUGGGCUCAACAGUCGUCUCACCGCCCGCCCUCCGCCACCUCCCCAGCUGCCGCCGCCGCUGCCUCUUCGGAUUGGCCCUGCCCCAAGUGCCGCCUCCCCUACCCGAGAACCCAGAUUCCUAGAUCUUAUCUUUGCUUCUGCGGCAAGGUUGAGGACCCGCCCGCAGAUCCGUGGAUCCUGCCACAUUCUUGUGGAGAAGUCUGUGACCGCCCCCUCCGUGGUCAAUGUGGCCAUCGUUGUCUACUCCUCUGCCACCCCGGUCCCUGUCCACCGUGCCCCAAGCUUGUCAGCUCCCGCUGCUUCUGUGGGUCACGAGAAGACGUGCGCCGUUGCGCGCAAAAGCUGUUCUCUUGCAACAAGCCCUGCCCCAAACCAUUACCUUGUCAGACGCAUCGAUGCCCAGAGAGGUGCCAUGAGGGGCCCUGUCCGCCAUGUCAGGUCAGGGAGGUGUAUAGCUGCGCCUGUGGAAAGACCAAGGAGGAGAGGGAGUGCUCAGAGAGGGAAUUCCGUUGUGACGCACGGUGCACUGGCAUGCUUGGAUGCGGCAAGCAUGUGUGUGACCGAGGUUGUCACUCUGGGCCUUGUGGGGAUUGCCCACUUCAGGGAAGGAGGACUUGCCCAUGCGGGAAGAAGGAGUACAAGGGUGUUUCUUGUGACAUGGAUGUGCCUACAUGUGGAUCCACAUGUGAGAAAAAGCUGAGUUGCAAGAUUCAUCGGUGUCAUGAGAGGUGCCACCGUGGGCCAUGCGUCGAGACUUGUAGGAUGGUUGUCAUGAAGUCUUGCAGAUGUGGGGGUUUGAAAAAGGAGGUUCCUUGCUAUCAAGAUUUGGUCUGCGAGAGAAAAUGUCAGCAGGUGAGGGAUUGUGGACGCCAUGCAUGCAAGCGCCGUUGCUGUGAUGGUGAUUGCCCACCUUGCCCAGAGAUAUGUAGCAGGAAGCUCAGAUGCAACAACCACAAAUGCCCCUCACCAUGUCACAGAGGUGCAUGUGCUCCUUGUCCCUUGAUGGUGUCGAUUUCAUGUUCAUGUGGAGAGACUCUGUUUGAGGUACCUUGUGGCACAGAAAAGAAUCAAAAGCCACCCAAAUGUUCUAGGCCAUGUCGUAUAUCUCGUCUUUGUAGACACAAGUCUGAAUGCCGGUCCCACAAAUGCCACUAUGGAGCUUGCCCACCUUGUCGAUUGGAAUGUGGUGAUGAACUUUCUUGUGGACAUAAAUGUAAAGAGAGAUGUCAUGGACCUGUUCCGCCUCCAAACCCAGAGUUCACAUUGAAACCAACAAAAAAGAAAUUAAAUAAGCAUCUUGAGUGUGCACCUGGAUCACCAUGCCCUCCUUGCAAGGAAGUCAUAUGGGUUCCAUGCUUUGGCCGACAUAUUGGAGAAGAACGUGCAAUGCUUUGCCACAGUAAGAGACGGUUUUCCUGUCAGAACUUAUGUGGAAAUCUUCUGUCCUGUGGCAACCAUUACUGCACCAAACCCUGUCAUGUGCUGAAGAAUCAGACAUCAAACUUGGAUCAGUAUGGACAGGGAGACUCUAAUACUGAAAAACAAGAUCAAUUGCUGUUAAAUGCUGUCACUAAGCAAGGAGAGCCAUGUGAAGAUUGCUUUCUUCCUUGCCAAAAGGUUAGGGAGCCUUCAUGCCCACAUCCUUGUCCUCUACCAUGUCAUUCCAGUGAAUGUCCCCCUUGCAAGGUCCUUGUAAAGCGUUCAUGCCAUUGUGGUACCAUGGUGCAUGCUUUUGAGUGCAUACACUAUAACAGCUUAAGCAAUGAGGAGCAACAAAGAAUUCGUUCAUGUGGUGGCCCAUGUCACAGAAAGUUACCAAACUGCCCUCACUUAUGCUCUGAAAUAUGCCAUCCUGGUCAAUGCCCAUCAGUUGAUCACUGCAACAAAAAGGUGAAUGUCCGUUGUGCAUGUAACAAUCUGAAGAAGGAGUGGCUAUGUCAAGAAGUCCUAAAAGCAUACCGCAGUUCUGGUCGUGAUCCAAAAGAUAUUCCAAAAAAUCAGUUUGGAGUUGGUAUUCUUGCAUGCAGUACAGAAUGUGAAAAUAAAGCCAAUGUUGUGAAAUAUGAAUUGCAGCACCGUAAAGCUAAUGAGACCAAGCCUACUUUCUUUCAGGAGCACCCAAUUGUGCAAGUAGCAAGUGUUUCCAAGCGCAGGAGGAGACGCGAACGCAUUCAAGAAGCCAGACAAGCCUCAAAGUUCCAGAUAAUUAAGUCCACCAUACAGCGAGGUCUUAUCAUUAGUCUGAUAUUUAUGGUGAUCAUUGCAAGUGUUUACUAUGGUUACAAGGGUCUUUUCCUGCUCUCGGAUUGGAUGAAUGAAAUGGAGGAACAAAGACUGCAUAGAAGAACUGCUGUUCCAAGAUUUUAAUUAAAGGAGAACAAGGACUUGUUUUCAAGUCUCCAGCCGUCCCCAAAUAGUUGGAAUAAAAGCUUAUUAGCUGUGUGUAAAAUGACAAAAAUUGGAAUAGCACAUCAGCAUUUUAGCUAUAAAAUGCAAUAAUGUGAGUAUGCUGAUCUUGAAUGUUGAAGAUGCUUGAUGUUGAUUGCUUCAAUGUGCCUUAAGCCCAUACUAUUAAUGGUCCCAUCA